UCGGACAUGGCAUUCCCUCGAAUUCUUAAUUGGCAUUUUUCACAAGUGCCAAGAUUUGAGAAGGCCACUGAACUCUUCGAUCAUCGUGAUUAUCCCGUUCAUGGCUUAAUGAAUGUGACUGAAGUUGAGCAUGCAUAUAUCGGCAACUUGGCAUUGGAUGUACAUCAUGACAGUACUCCAUACAAUGUUGCACCUGCUAUUCGAGACAAGCCACCACAGGCAAGUCAUGAUGAAAAAGAUGAAGGUAUUCCACUUACAAGAAGUGGAAUAAGUAAGAAACGGAAAGAGGCGUCUGUGGAAAUUAUGGGAAAAGGAGGGAGGCGGCGAAUGGGACAUAAGCCGACAGACCAGCCUUGUUCAUCGACUGCAGGAGUUGCUGCUCAUGUUCAUGUUAAACCAAUGACUCCAUCCCAACCUCCAACGACUCCAUCCCAACCUCCAACGACUCCAUCCCAUGAUGAGGUACCUUUGAGAGAGAGAUUAACAAUCCUUGAAGGCGAAGUGGCUAGUGUACGGCAAGACGUUAAGGAUUUACGAAUCGCCAUGCUUAGAGAGUUUGCAAGUUUGGACACCAAGCUUGAUAAGUUAAUGAAGCACCAAGGAGUGGGAGUUAGUGCUGACGGGUUGGGAGAUGGAAUGGACGGUCAAGGGGAUGAAAAUAAAGGAGAGUAUGGUCCCGAUGCGACCCCCGUUGAUAGACAGUCACAGCCAUAUGUUGACGACGAUGCAGGACCAAGUGUUACGAUUAUUGAGAAAGUGUCUCCAUCAAAGUUUCCUGCCGGGAGAUGUGCAAGAAAGGUAGCAGCUGCUAAGCAAAACAUAGAUAUUGGGAGGAGGGAUAGGAAGGCGGCAGCAGCUAUUACAACUCCUUAUAGUGUCGGAGGCUUGCGGAAAAAACUACAGCGCACUUUACCUGGUGCAUCUUCUACUUUGAAGUUCGACCCAUACAAACCAGUACCUACGCGACUUGUAAAAAAUUUUGACAAAUUUAUGAAGUCUGGUUGGGCAUCAAAGGUUGAUAUGGACAUUUUGACUGCGGGUAAAGACUUUUUCCAGUUGCUUAUAAACAGUGAAAAGUGGCUGAAUCACGAUCAUAUGGAAGUCCUGCCUUACCUAUUUCGUGUACGUGCCAAUCAAUUUCCUGAUAUUUUUUAUCCUAGUUUUGAGGUGCUAGAUGGAGGAUUUUGGGUAUACAUUGAGCAAUGUCAUGGAAAGUUCAUCGACAAUCCAUCUAAGUUCCAAUUCUCAUACGCAAUGCAAGAAUAUGUGCUGGGGAUUCGAAUGAAGGAGUCCAAGCCAUGGAAAUACGUAAAUCAUUUGUUGAUUCCACUAAACAAGCGCAACAUACAUUGGGUGGUAGGGCACGUGGACUUAAAAGAGCGUCGCAUGACUGUAUAUGAUUCAGAUAAGACUGGUAACCGAUACAAGGGACAAAUUUAUUUCCAGAAAUUAUGCAUAAUGUUACCAUAUUUACUGCGGUCUGCAUCCUUUUAUGAGCAGCGGCCGGAUUUUGUAGACUCCGUUGACGAGUUUACAUGUGAAUUGGCACAAAAUACCCCUCAGCAAAGUAACGGUGGUGACUGUGGCAUAUUUACACUCAAGACCAUCGAAUUCUUACAUGCUAGAUUACCAUUGACAUUCACACAAGAUAACAUGGAGUUCUUUAGGAAGAAGUAUGCAUAUGAGGUUUACAACAAAGAACUUAGCAUAUGAGCUGCGUGGUGAUGCUUUUUUCUUUCCUUUUUUCAUGUUUAUAGAUGCAUAUUAUUUAUUAUAUUUGACUUUUAAUUGUAAAUAUAAUGGUGGCUUAUAAUGUUCAUUUAACAAAGAUAACAAUGUGGUAUUGAUGUAAUGAUAAGUAAUUGACCUUAUAGGAAAUGUGCCAUGUUUAUUUA
Messenger RNA from Ziziphus jujuba (common jujube), 1895 nucleotides. RefSeq lists its product as uncharacterized. Gene Ontology annotation, molecular function: deSUMOylase activity. The coding region runs from base 7 to 1713 and encodes 568 amino acids. The transcript has 7 exons. Gene Ontology annotation, cellular component: nucleus. Gene Ontology annotation, biological process: protein desumoylation. The record is from RefSeq and is a predicted model, not a curated record. Lineage: Eukaryota; Viridiplantae; Streptophyta; Magnoliopsida; Rosales; Rhamnaceae.